Ctenocephalides felis (cat flea) is the source of this 2945-nucleotide messenger RNA. RefSeq names its product DNA mismatch repair protein spellchecker 1 (gene spel1). The record is from RefSeq and is a predicted model, not a curated record. The transcript has 15 exons. Lineage: Eukaryota; Metazoa; Arthropoda; Insecta; Siphonaptera; Pulicidae. Gene Ontology annotation, biological process: mismatch repair; mitotic recombination. Gene Ontology annotation, cellular component: nucleus; MutSalpha complex. Gene Ontology annotation, molecular function: mismatched DNA binding; ATP binding; ATP-dependent DNA damage sensor activity. The coding region runs from base 162 to 2903 and encodes 913 amino acids.
GGCGCAAAUUGUUAAGUUACAAUUAACCUAACUAAACCGCGGCAACAUAAUCCAGCAUCCAGCGUAAAACCUAAGAUGCAGUAACCAAACGAUUGCAUUUAAUAUAAAUUGUUAUAAUAUUUUACAUCUUCUUACGAACUUGUAUAAAAUUAUCGAUUGCGAUGGCAAAUUUAAAACCCCUACAAGCUCUAAAUUUAGAUGCAAACCAGCAACAGAGCUUUGUGCGGUAUUAUAACAGUUUGGAUAAGAAACCUGCAACAACGAUACGAUUCUUCAAUCGAGUUGACUAUUUUACAUUACAUGAUGAAGAUGCAUUGUUUGCGGCUACAGAGGUUUUUAAAUCCACUUCGAAUGUUAAAGUUAUGGGCCUACCGCCAAAUAUGCUAAAAUAUAUUGUUUUGAGCAAAGGAAAUUUUGAAAAUUUUGUUAGAGAUUUGUUGCUAGUUAAACAAUAUCGUGUAGAAGUUUACACAAAUCAAGGGUUAUCAAAAAAUAAUGAUUGGGUUAUUCAACAUAAAGGUUCUCCUGGCAAUUUAGCACAAUUUGAAGAUCUAUUAUUUAGCAACAACAAUGUAACUGAAAGUUCGUUAAUAAUGGCAAUGCAGAUAUGUGGGGAGUCCCAAAAUAAGACAUUGGCUGUUGCAUUUGCUGAUGCAGACAAUUGUUCAUUUUCGGUACAUGAAUUUGUAGAUAAUGAUGUGUACUCAGAAUUAGAAGCUUUAAUUGUACAGAUCAGCCCAAAAGAAUGCUUAAUGCCAAAGGCUAAUACAUCUGAGAUAGAUAAAGUAAAAGCGAUGUUAGAGCGAUGUAAUAUCUUAGUAACUCAAUUGAAGAAAUCUGAUUUUGAAUGUAAGGAUAUAGUUCAGGAUUUGGAUAGACUUAUAUGUUUUGAUGAAGGUCAAAAAAAUUCUGCGAAUGCUUUACCUGAAAUUAAUAUGAAACAUGCAAUGGGUUCUUUAGCUGCAAUAAUUAAAUAUAUGAAUUUUGUUUCUGACAACUCUUAUGAAAAGCAAUUUAAAUUCACACAAUUGGAUAUGAAACGAUUUGUGCAUAUGGAUUCAGCAGCAAUAAGCGCUUUAAAUAUAUUGCCAAAGAAUACUUUUCGUACUGGUAGAAUGCAGAAACAUCAUAGUAUUUUAGGAUUGCUAGGUCACUGUCGAACAUCUCAAGGCCAGAGACUUCUGGCUAAGUGGGUCAAACAACCACUGCGUGAUAUUAAUGAAAUAAAUGAACGCCACGAUAUUGUGGAAAAUUUUGUUAAUGAUAAUGAAUUGAGGCAGAAUUUACAUAAUGAUUUUUUGAAAAGAAUUCCAGAUUUUCAGAUGUUAUCUAGAAAAUUAUUGCGUAAGAAAGCAAAUUUACAAGACUGCUAUAGGCUAUAUCAAGCCAUCGAAAAAUUACCUCAGUUAGCGGCUUUGCUAUCUAGAAAUCAGAAUUCUGUUGUGAAAAAUGUGUUUGUUGAACCAUUAAUUGAUUGUAUACAGAGCAUGGAAAAAUAUCAGCAAAUGAUAGAACAAAAUGUUGAUCUUGAUCAAAUUCAACAUGGGGAAUAUUUUUUAAAACCAAAUUUGGAUGUUGAAUUUCAAGCUUUGUAUGAUGAAAUGCGAACUUAUGAGAAAAAAAUAGAUUCAUGUUUUUCAAAAGCAGCGAGAGAGUUGGGAUUAGAAAGUGGCAAAACUAUUAAGCUUGAUAGCAAUCCUCAAUUAGGUCAUUUUUUUCGAGUUACUCUAAAAGAGGAACCUGUACUAAGAAAAAAUUCUGACUUCAAAAUUCUUGAUGCAGUCAAAGGAGGUGUUCGUUUUACAAAUGACCGACUGCAACAGUUAAAUGACGAUUAUUCCAUAGCUCGCAAAUCUUAUCAAGAUAGACAAUCAGUUAUUGUUAAUGAGAUAAUUGAUAUAGCUGCUGGUUAUGGCGAACCACUUACAAUGCUUUCUUUACUUAUUGCUAAACUUGAUGUACUCGUUAGCUUUGCAGUAUCUGCUUGUGAAGCACCUCAGAAAUAUAUUCGGCCUAAUAUGCUAAAUAGUGAUGUCGGCAAAAUUAAAUUGAAUGGAAUCAGGCAUCCAUGUUUAGAGUUACAGGAAGACAUGAGUUAUAUACCCAAUGACGUCGAAUUUGAUAAAGAUGGUACAACAAUGCACAUUAUAACUGGCCCUAAUAUGGGUGGUAAAAGUACAUACAUUCGUUCAGUGGCUGUUGCUGUGCAUAUGGCCCAUAUAGGUUCUUUUGUUGCUUGUGAAAGUGCUGAUAUAAGUAUAAUUGACAGUAUUUUGGGUAGAGUAGGUGCCGAAGACAGUGUUACAAAAGGCCUUAGCACCUUUAUGAUUGAAAUGAUUGAGACUUCUGGCAUCCUUAAGGUUGCUACAAAUAAAUCUUUGGUGAUCAUAGAUGAAUUAGGCAGGGGAACAUCAACUUAUGAAGGUUGUGGAAUUGCUUGGGCCAUUGCUGAAUACUUAGCUACUGAGGUAAAAUCAUUUACCCUAUUUGCUACUCAUUUCCACGAAAUAACGAGACUGGCUGAAGAUUGUUCUAAUGUUCGCAAUGCUCAUGUAUCCGCCUUAUGUGACGGCGAUGUUUUCACUUUAUUGUAUCGUAUUAGACCUGGUGUUUGUAAUAAAAGCUUUGGAAUACAAGUUGCUAGAAUGGCAAACUUUCCUGAAGAAGUUGUAAAGUAUGCUGAACAUAAGCAUUCAGAAUUAGAAGAUAACACAGUAGAUGCUGAUUUUAAAACUAUUGAGGAAGCUGAUAAAAUUAUUGAAAGUUUUCUAAAGAAAUGCAAGGAAGAUAUUUCGGAAUUGAAUGAUCAACAAUUGAAGCAAAAAUUGGAUUUAUGCUUUCAGGAACUAAAUGAAACCAAUAAUAAUUACUUGAAAGCACUUUUGACCAGAUUUAAGUUAUAGAUAAUGUCAAAUUUUAUUGAUAUUGUUUCUACACGUAAUAUA